Messenger RNA from Impatiens glandulifera, 756 nucleotides. Its product is annotated as 25.3 kDa vesicle transport protein. The coding region runs from base 47 to 715 and encodes 222 amino acids. NCBI's taxonomy places the organism in Eukaryota, Viridiplantae, Streptophyta, Magnoliopsida, Ericales, Balsaminaceae. The record is from RefSeq and is a predicted model, not a curated record. Gene Ontology annotation, molecular function: SNAP receptor activity. The transcript has 5 exons. Gene Ontology annotation, biological process: endoplasmic reticulum to Golgi vesicle-mediated transport; vesicle fusion with Golgi apparatus; retrograde vesicle-mediated transport, Golgi to endoplasmic reticulum. Gene Ontology annotation, cellular component: Golgi membrane; SNARE complex; endoplasmic reticulum membrane.
GAUUUCUCCAUCCAUUUCUGCAAUCAUUUUCAGAGAGAGAAUAUAAAUGGUGAAAUUAACGAUAGUCGGAAGAGUGAGGGAUGCUUUGCCAUUAGCAAAAGGUACUAGGUAUCUUAACGAUGAAGAAGACGACGAUGAUUUGUUUUCUCAAAGGAAACAACAAGCGGAGUUCAUACUCAACGAGAUCUCAACAGGAUCUCUUCCUUCUUCAAAGAUGACUAUUCGUCUCCAUAGCCAUAGCUUCAAUUACAUAGUAGAGGAUGGAGUUUGCUUCAUAACAUUGUGCGAGUCUUCAUAUCCAACAAGGCUUGCUUUCCAUUUUCUUCAAGAUUUGCAAAAGGAACUUCUUGGCAAGUUAGAUAGAACCCUCAUACACAAAGUUUCCAAGCCAUACACCUUUCUCAAAAUGGAGGGUAUGAUUGGAAACAUAAGAAAGCGAUAUAUUGACACAAGAACACAGUCUAAUCUCUCGAAGCUUAAUGCUGAUCGUGGCCAAGAACCCAAAGUCGAGACAGAUUACAUGUAUGCUAUAGUAGAAAGACGACAUAGAUUGGAAGCACUAAAAAAGAAGGCAUUAAUGACGAGUUCUCGGGUGGUUACAGCUUCAGAUUCUCCAUUGCUUGAGUUGAUAGCUUUGAAAUGGAUGCCUAUAACUUUGGUUAUAUUUGGGGCAGUUGUACUUGUAUGGAGCAACCUUAUUCUGUCCAUCUUAUAACAACAAAACUUUGUUAGUUUUUUUUAUCAUGGAGGAAAGUG